Molecule: messenger RNA, 7240 nt
Organism: Bemisia tabaci
Lineage: Eukaryota; Metazoa; Arthropoda; Insecta; Hemiptera; Aleyrodidae
Gene: Ntan1
Product: N-terminal amidohydrolase 1
Biological process (GO): ubiquitin-dependent protein catabolic process
Cellular component (GO): nucleus
Molecular function (GO): protein-N-terminal asparagine amidohydrolase activity
Source: RefSeq, a predicted model, not a curated record
ACCGCAGACGGGCAGACCGCACCGACUCGAGGUCGAGAGUGUCCCUUUAGGUUUGUGCUUUUCCAAUGCUUUUCAUUCUGCUUUCACGGAUUCUACUCGCAAAAUUCUUAUUCAAAUACCGUGCCUCUCACAUUUCAUUUCCUGAUUCCUUGUGCGUCACGGUGUCACGUUCUUAUGAUUUUCCAUUCCGAAUCCUUGGGCUGUCAACCGAACUCCCAACUGGAUGAAUCGGCCCAGUCGUUUAUGUACAAGUAGAGAGUCAAUUCUGUGUUAAUCAAAUAGUUCAUCUGAAAUGACUAACGAGCACACGGUUAUGUUUUCCAAGAACUACUAAACUGUGCAUCGCCAAUUUAGGUUGUGGAACCCCAGUACUCGUAAUACCCAGAUCACUCAGUAUUCUCGUUGAUCCGACAAAUGUCCCAAAAUUUACUUCAUCUCCUGAAAUUUUUCUGAUUCGUAAUAUUCUGCGUCUCCUCUCUUUUCACCAUCCUGUAAGGGUUUUGAUUUCAAAGUGUUCUGUUCUUUUAUUUCACAACCGGCCACCCCAUCGAUCUAAAAUUUCUGUGUGCCUACGUCUCUGGCAGGGAUGCAACAAUCAGCGCCUGUUCUACCAAUUUUUUUUCAUGAAUUGGAAAAAUUAUCAGGAUGACUUUCAGAUUAAAGUUACCCAUUUUGCUGAGUAAGCCGUCUCCCUAUAUUUUGGCAGUGCUAUUCGUGCCAGCCACAUCUCUGGAUAACACAUUGAUGCAGUGAAGUGCUGGUGAUUAUUACCUCUUCAUAUACCUGUCAUCGUCAAUGGAUUAACUUUCGCCCAGUUCCCUCCUUGUCAACAUCUGCGUGGUUCUACAGAGGUAUAAGGGGUCGGAAAGAUGGUGCUGUUCCUGAACGGUGUAGUACAGGAAGAGGCUCCCGCGGACAUCAAGAUGUUCUACAUAAACCACCCGGUGUAUCGAGAGUCGGCGACGCAGCUACACUCUGUGCCGCCAAAAGUGGUGGGUCCUGGCCCCGUUGGACUCCUAUGCGUCCGGCAGCGUGAGAUGGCCAUCACAGUUCCCCAUGACAAACACGUUACAAUCCUUGCUGGAGAUAAUGUCACAACCUGUAUACUUGUAUUUUUGAGGCAUCCUGGCUCAGGUGCCACUGGUUUGAUGCACUACGAUGGAAGCGGAACAGAUGAAGGUGUGAUGUCCAUGAUCGCCAGAGUCCAGGAGCUGUCUUAUGGUUAUCCAGAAGGAAGAUUAGAGUUGUCUCUCAUUGGUGCCUAUUCCUCUCACAAUUAUUCUGUUGAGUUGUUUUAUAGUUUAAUGGUUGCAUUCCAUAAACAAGCGGUAGAGAUAGAUUUAGUGCUAGCUGUCGUUGGUGAGCUAAACACGAUUGUUCGGAAUGGCACUCAUUGGCCUAUUUUAUAUGGAGCUGGUAUGAACGUGAAAACAGGUGAGAUCUUUCCUGCCACAAUUCCUGACAAGGGCCCGGACAUAGCACUAAGAGGAGCCAGAGUAUUAACUGAUGCAGGCCAGCAGAUUUUAGAUGUUUAUGAUUGUUCAGUGGGUCUUAUGCGCAUUGGACCAUUUAAUUACAAUCCUCUCAGAGGUGUUGACCUUUGGUUAGAGCAGUCAGACGAAUUUAUUCUCCAACAUUUGUCAACAACUCCGGAUAUAGAGCCCCCUCAUUUUGUUUCAAUGGUGCGAGCAAUGCUGAAGUACAUUCGAGACCAUCCAUUUCCAGCAGUGACUGUGUUCCGGGAUAAUAGGCCUCAUUAUUACCGCAGGGAUGAACAUACCGGAGCUUGGAUACCCCUUGGUUACUAGCCUUUUUACGUUCUUCAAACUAUAAUUUGCGCCGAUGUUCAUAAUUAGGUUGGUACAAACAUGUUAGCCUUGAAAUGAUUCCUAGAAAGAAUCUGGACUCAAUUAAAGUUGAUACUUCAGUUGUUUAUUAGACUCAUGUUAGACAUGUCUGAUAUAUAUUUAGGUAUCUUAUAGUACCUAACUGAUCGCCACUCAUUUCAGCCCUGAGCAAUUCUCUUAAAAAAGCCUUGGAUCAUAUGAUACUUCAUGUGUCAGAAUUAUCAUUUUCAUUCAAGAAGUCCUACAUACCUCCUUCGAAAGUUUUUGGAUUUCUGGACCUCUUGGAUUUUUUCAGAACUUAGUUGAAUCAAACACAAUCCUAUUCUAAUUCGAGAGCAGAACAGAUAAUGAUCAAAAGUUACCUCCCAAAUUUAAUGCCUCAUUGUACACACCCCUUGCUUCCAAUAAGUCAUCAACGUAAAUGAAAGUAUGUUGUAUUGUAUUUUAAGGCUCACACACAUAUAUUAUUGAUGGUACAUUACAUUAUUUUAAUAAUGUCUUUACGUUUUAAGUUCAGUCAAUUUUAAAUUUUGAAUCAGAAAGAAAUAUUGUGUAAUUUUAUCAAGAACAACUUGUCAAUUUGUGUCCCUGUAAAUUAUUGCAAUGAGACACUUGCAUGUAACAGGAAUUCGUAAGCUUAGAUAUAGAUUCAAUGCCAGAAAGGUGACGAAUCUGAGAUGUGUGAUUUUAUGAGGUCAAAGAGCGCUCAGCACUUUUUUUCGAAAACCUAGAUAAAGGCUAAUUAUUGAUAAAUUAAGAAUGAAUGAAAAUAUAUAAUUUCUGUUCAAUGCCCAAGGUUUGAGCUUGAAAUUUUUGAUCAAUAAUUUUCUAUAAAUACAAGGUCGUAUGUACCGUGUUCUUGUGUUAAUUGAAUGAGUAGUCAUAAUUUAUUUAAGAAAAUGCUCAUUUUUCUUAAACAAAGCCCUAAGCGAGUAUUAUUAAAUCUACAACAAUCAAAGCAGGGAAAAAAUUUUGGAGCGUGCACGAAUAUGCAGAAUCACUUCCCUUAUGAGUCAGUUGUGCCUCUCUAAGAAUUAAGUUUUGAUUUUUUUGAGCUUAUAGAUUUGCAAAAAAUAAUCAAGAUCUUUUCAAAUGUCAAGUUUCUUUGCCGAAUAACGGAGGUAUUGCUUAUCGAAAUACACAGCGUUUGACAUCAUCCACUGCCAGUGCUGCACAUUAUGGAUUUUUCCACCUUAGUAACAUCUAUGCUUAUUAUGUCAAGCUAACUAGUGCAAAUGUGUAUAUGAUUGAUGAUGCCAAGGUGGCAAAAACGAUGGUAGGCACUACUGUGGUGGGGUUGGCAUCAUCUGUAGUGUAUUUUGAUGGGUGACGACCGUGACGGUUCUGUUUGCAUUGGACGUAGAAACUUGGUGUUUGAAUGGACCUUAUAAUUUUUUUCUAACUGAACUUAGACCACCGAAAUUCGAUUCUGUGACAAGCACAACUGACCCAUUGUUACUAAACUUAGCCACUUUCAUUUCAAUUUUCUUUGUCACGAAUAUAAUCUCUUUUAUUAAUCUUUUAAUUUAAAAAACCAAAGAAUUUUCAUGCAAGUGCCUUAUUCUUCUUUGCUUUUUUGACUACUCAUAGGUUUGUUUGUUUUUUUUUUUUUUUUUUUUUUUUUUUUUUUACAAUGAAUGAUUUUAAUAGCCUUCCAAAGAAGAUGCGUAAUUUUUCAGGCUUUCAGAUAUUCUCUGCGUGGUUUUAUGUCUGUUAACCAAGUUCUGGUGAGUGGUAUGAGUUUUCUUAGAGGCUUUUUCAUAGACAUAGUCCAUAUUGCAUCAUUCCUAUUUUAAGCUCUCUUGCCAUAAUUUUGGCUGUGAUAUCUUUGUUAAUCAAACAAUCAUGUCUUAUACUGUAUGCUUUUUUAUCUUUUUUUUAAUGCGCCCCUUUUUGCGCAAUUUUGCAGCAAUUUGUUCAGUUUCAAUGUGCAAACUGCCUCAAUUAUGCUGCUAUAGUUUGCAUUACUCAUUGUUAUCUAUUUUCUUCUUCUUUUAUCCUUUGCAAGGUUGAUUUCUCGCAUAUUUUUCAAUGUAUUAUAUCACUUUUUUCUGAGAAAUUGCACGUUUGCACCGAAUCUAGCUUUGGAGAGGAAGAUUUUUGCUCUAUCAGUAGCUGACAUUAAGUUAUUUUUUUAUUGUUUUUGAUUGCCUAUUACCAUGGUUUGGAUAACUAUGAAUUAAAAUAUCCAAGAAAAUGGUAUCUGUUCGAGUUCGAAAGCUACACCAUGCGUGCCAAAAGCUUGUGAUGAGCCAAUAGAAUUAUCCACUCUCUUGAUAAGAUUCUAUGAUAGCAAUAAUUUCUGAAAUGAAAUAGCAGCAUUGUUGAAGAAAGGACCAGUGUGUAUUUAGGAAUUAUUAUGACAGGUAAUAUUCACUUUUGUCUUCCUGAAGAACCCAGAACAGUGACCAAAUUCGAAGGGGGACAGAGUUCCCAUCCAUGAGCACCUGUGAUGUCCAAAGGUGCCUUUUAGUCUUUAAAGUGGUGAAAUAAUAAGUAGACUUGUCAGCCUCUGUUAUGUGUUGGUCAAGGCAGUUCGCUGCCAACCCUGAGGUCCGAGGUUCAAUCCCCGGAGGUGACAGAUAUUUGAGGACACUCCAAUUUCAGUCAUCGUGACCGUGGAUGACUAUGCCACUCCAAAACCCUGACCCUUCAAGGUAACAGGGUGCGGGAGAGACAUAGUCACCCAGUAAGUAAUCCGUCUGCACUGGGUUGGGAAGAAAUCGGUGAUCACUCGUGAUGUGCGCGACUGCCAGCGUUACUUAUCAGUGGGGAUUGCAACAACACAGUACAACUCAGUGGAGGCAUGUCCGUGCUCCAAAAAUCCGUGCUCUGCAGCGUCUGCCACAGUCUUUGAUAAGACCUAUCGUUGGCUAUCAGACGGUCGCUGAGCCUCGCGGGAAUAUAGAGGUUACACAAUGCGUCAGUAGUAUGAAGUUAAGCAGUACGGUCCAACUUCAGGGUGCAAGACAGCAGUAGCCAGUUGCCUUGGCCCCUUGAGGGUGCCUCGCCAGUAAGCCCGGCCCUUACUUACUUACCUACUUAACAAGUAGACCUAAAUUUUUUUGAGGAAAAAAAUACAAAGUGUCAUACUUUACUUACCUAAGCGUUUUGUAGAAAAUGCAAUGGCGUUGAAUCAGCCUUCUUUUUCAAGCCCUUCACCUCAAUUUAGGGCUAGUUUAACUCAGAGGCAAGUCCUCUAGUUUUGCUUCGAUAUGGUUCUAACCAGAAGUUAUGUUUCACUUUUUCUGUGCAUCAGAAUUCAUUGCAAUCUAUUAUGAUUCUGCAAGUAAUUUUCUAAUUAAAUCUUUUGUUUUUUCACUACUUGGCUUAGGUAGCACCUCUCAAUAGACACAAUUCAAAAAAAGCCAAAUAAUAUAUGCUGCCAACUGAACUUGGUCCCAACCUCAGUAGGCCCAAGUAGGAAAAAAAACUGCAUUUAACUAGCAUCCCAGGGCAUUUAGGUAACAUUGCAUUGAACGCAGCCUGUGAACCCCAUAUUAGUGUUUUAAGCAGUAAUAAUAGGCAGGCUUCAUCAUGCAGUGUGUUAUGUAUAGUUUUCUGGAGGCCUUUUUCUCUCUCUCAUAUUUUAGAGGCCAGUAUCUCAGAUUAUCUCCACUUUUUUCAAUUUGAGUAUUGCAUCAUAGAGAGUAAAAUUGAAGACAAUGUAUACUUAAGUGGGACUUCUCCCUUUAAAAUUCAAGACUUGCUUCGGUGAUUUACUUGUUCAUUUUUAGAAAUGUAAUUAUUUUAAGAUGCAGUCCUUAGGGAGGCUUGGGGUUUUCCUUUUUUUCAAAGCCAAAAAUUAGUGGUAAAAAAACAGUGCUCCUAACAGUGUUCGAAACUCACAUUGGAGUUUCAAGAGCUAUGUGGCGCAUCAAGGUCGAUUUUUAGGGGCCAUUGAAGAUUUUGUAGGGGCUAAUUGACUUUUUCCUAUGGAUCACGGCGCAUUUAGUGACAAGUUAGACGCAAGAUGUUUUAGUUACAGUACUAGUAGCUGUUACCAGGGGGAAAUUUCGAAAGAUCAUCUAACAUAAUAACAAUGAUUUUUUUUUUUUGGGAGGGGGGGGCAACUUUUAGGGGGCACGAUGGCGCAGAGCCGUCAUUUUUUAGGCGCGUUGACACCUGUGAGUUUCGAACACUGGCUCCUAACCAUCCUGACAAAGAACCUUUUUUUAUAUUGAAAGGAUGGGAUCUUAAACCUGACUCGAUUGGCAACCGCACAAGAAAAUUUUUAAAAAAAUUAAUAAAAACUUACUCGCAAGGUUAAAAUGCAGACAAGCUUAAGGGUCAGGCCCAUCUUCAGUUCGACUCCAAUUUAUCACUUAAAAACCUGAAAGAAGGUUCUUCUUCAAGACAGUUGGAAACACGUUUUUUACUACCCAUUUUCGAAUUUUGAAAGAGAGCAAGUAUUGAGGUACCCUUGCAGUAUGACUUGUCCAACAAAAGGACUCCCGUUCGUCUGAUUUUAAAAACACAAGUUGUAGUAAAUGGAUACCUGAUACCGUAAACUGUCAUCAACUUUCCAUCCCUUUCAAUCCUUUUUCAAAACGAUAAUAAUCAACUCAGAGGCCUACUAGGUAAGUAUGUUUCAUCAGUGGUACGAUUUGACAUGAUGGGAAAGUUUCAAAAAUUGUCUAAUCAUAUGUAUGUCCCUACUAAAAGACAGUGAUUUCUCUUAUUCUACCUUAUUACGUACAUUCCUCCAUUUGCUUUCUGCCAGAUGAUGGUCGUUCAGUCACUCUUAACAAUUUUUGCUCAAUUUAGAUAAAUGACUAGGUACAUUUUAAUUAUAUUGUACAUUCUUAUUUUAUACAAAUGCACUCCUCUGCUCCAAAUCUUGUUAAUGUUGUUGAAAACAUGAGCCUUUUGUCAAAAUUUUGUUAAGAUAACAAUUCUCAGUGUCAGCAUGGGAACUGUAUGGAAAUCUCAAGGUUGGUCCCUCCAAAUAAGAAGGAACAAUGUAUCUUACAUGUUGUUUUUACCUUUACUGUAUUUCUUUAUUUGUUUUUUAACUGUUCACAUUUUCAUCAAUCUGGCGAUGAUUCUAUAGCUUCCUUUAUAGUUGGUCGCUGAUCUAGAAUAACAACCAGUUUUGACAUCAUUUAAUUUUAUUCCCUCUUCUUUUAUUUCAGUAAAAUUUCUUGUUUAGAUUUCCAACAGGAUAUUCAAUAUAUUGUUUAUGAUUCUUUUUAUUAAGUAUCAAGGAAUGAUGAGUCAAUCAGCUAACUCAAAAUCGAACAGAUGUUAUGCUGUUAAGUUUAUCAAAUUAUUUUUUUAGAAAUUGUUACGUUUUAUAUUUAUUUAUAUUAUUUAUAUAUUACAUUGACAUUGACAUUGUAAAAAUAGGUAGGCUUAAUUUCUUUACAAUUAAAAGUUAUAUUUUAUCUAAA